GACUAUGCAAACGAAAGCCCCUUCAAAUCCUGCCGUCCCCGUGUCCCCGGCCCCGGCAGCGCCCGAAGGCGGGGGGGAAACGAGGACUUUGUGACCAUGAGGGUGCAGGGGGUGCUGGCGGUUUUGGGGACCCUCCUGGUCCUGGGUGCUGCUCAGCGGCGAUCCGGUGGCCGUGGCGGUGGCCGGGGACAGCCCUGGAGCGGGCGGCCGGCGCCGUUCCGCAGCUGGGACACGGGGCUGUACCGGCCGUGGCAGGAGGGGACACCGCAGCAGCGGGACUGCUGGCGAGGCGGCGACGUCACCUUCGACAUCAGCAACGACGCUCCCACCAUGGCGGGCGCCGACGCCACCUUCUCCAUCGCCCUCCGCUUCCCCGGCACGCAGGCGGUGCUGCCCGACGGCCGCGUCGUCUGGAGCCAGAACUGCACCGUCAACGGCACCCGCGUCACCCAAGGGGACCCCGUUUUCCCGGAGCAGGCGGCUGAUGGUGCCGACGGCGUCUUCCCCGAUGGGGAACCCUUCCCCGAAAGCGCCUGGGACAAGCGUGAAAAAUUUGUCUAUGUCUGGUGGACGUGGGGGCGCUACUGGCAGGUGGUGGACGGUGCCACGUCCCGGCUGACGGUGGGGACAGCGGGGGUGGCCCUGGGCUCCUACACCAUGGAGGUUGUCGUCUACCAUUACCGCGGCCGCCAGAAGUUCGUCCCCAUCGGCCGUGCCAGCACCCAGUUCAGCAUCACCGACCAGGUGCCAUUCGCGGUGGAGGUGACGCAGGUGCAGGACGCGGCAGGCGCCGGGCGCUUCGUGCGGAACCGCGCGGUGGCCUUUGCCGUGCGGCUGCACGACCCCAGCGGCUACCUGCGCCACGCCGACAUCGCCUACUCCUGGGACUUCGGGGACCAGAGCGGGACGCUCAUCUCCCGCAGCGCCACCGUCACCCACACCUACCUGGACACCGGCUCCUUCACCGCCCGCCUGGUGCUGCAGGCGGCCAUCCCCAUCACCCCCUGCGGCACCUCGGUGGCCCCCGCCGGGGACCCCACCACGCAGCCCUCGGUGACAACGCAGCCCGCUGGUGGCACCACGCCGGGUGGGGGAAGCACCGCCGGGGUGACCAGCACCGAACCUGAAGGGUCCGGCACGUCAGCGGAGCCCACGGGGGGAUCGGUGGCCACGCCAUCGGAGCUGGCUGUCACCGAAUCCUUGGCCCCCGCUGUCACCGAGCCCUCGGUCCCCGUGGUCACCGACCCCGUCCUCCCGGCGCUCAGCACCUCGGCGGGUACCGACCCCCAGCUGGUCACCUCGGUGGCCGCGGCCGGGGACACGCUGGUCACCUCGGUCCCCACGGCUGCGCAGGGGACGGUGGCGGCUGCAGAUACGGUUACAUCUGGAACCACAUCUGGAGCCACAGCUGGCGCAACGGCAGCAUCCGCAGAAGGAACCACAACUGGAAUCCUGGUUGAAGUCACAGCUGGAGCAACUGCAGGGGACACAGCUGCAUCCAUGGCCACCGUCACAUCUGGAUCCGCAACUGGUGGCACAUCUGGACCCACAGCUGUCCCUGAGGCCACCGCCGAGCCGCUGGUGCUGGUGAAGCGCCAGGCGCCGGCUGAUGAGCCCACCGGCUGCGUCCUGUACCGCUACGGCACCUUCGCCACCCAGCUGGAGAUUGUCCAGGGGAUCGAGAGCGUGGCCAUCGUGCAGGUGGUGCCGGUGACAGCGGCGAGCGGCGAGAGUGGUGUGGAGCUGACGGUGACAUGCGAGGGGAGCCCCCCAGAGGAGGUUUGCACCGUGGUGGCGGACGCCGAGUGCCAGACGGCGCAGGCGCAGACGUGCUCGGCGGUGGCGGCGGCGCCCGGGUGUCACCUCGUCCUGCGCCAGGACUUCAACGGCUCCGGCGUCUUCUGCCUCAACGUGUCCCUGGCCAACGCCAACGGGCUGGCGGUUGCCAGCGCCCGCGUGGCCGUGGGAGGUGACGUCCCCGCCGCCGGCAGGACCACGCUCGUGGUGGGGCUGGUGCUGAUCGCUGCUGCGCUGGGCACCGCAGCAUAUACGUACCGCCGUGUGACGUACACCCCGCUGCUGCCCGUGGCCCCCCCCGCGCCCCCCCGUUCGCGGGGCUGGUUGCCCCCCGGCUCUGCCCUGCGGCUCCUGUUCCGCCAGGCGUUCGGGGGGGGCCCCAGCGGGGAGAGCAGCCCCCUGCUCCGCGCCAACACCGUCUGAGGGGGGACCCCGCGCCGCCCCCCCAGGAGCCGGGGGGCUGCGGUUGUGAGGGGGGACACACAGCACCCCCGAUAUUAAAGACUCAACUGGU
This is a messenger RNA of Columba livia (rock pigeon), 2311 nucleotides long. RefSeq names its product premelanosome protein (gene PMEL). Lineage: Eukaryota; Metazoa; Chordata; Aves; Columbiformes; Columbidae. The record is from RefSeq and is a predicted model, not a curated record. Gene Ontology annotation, biological process: melanosome organization. The transcript is spliced from 12 exons. Bases 97 to 2220 code for a protein of 707 amino acids. Gene Ontology annotation, cellular component: plasma membrane; melanosome.